AAGAGUGUACAUUACAUUUUGGUCAAUGGAAAGAAUGAUUCUUGGGUGCUGGUCAGUGGGAAGAAUGCUCCUUACAUUGGGGGUCAGUGGGAAGAAUGUCCCUUACAUUGGUGAUCAGUGGGAAGGAAUGUCCCUUACAUUGGUGAUCAGUGGGAAGAAUGUCCCUUACAUUGGUGAUCAGUGGGAAGAAUGUCCUUACAUUGGUGAUUGGGAAGAAUGAUCCUUACAUUGGUGAUCAGUGGGAAAAUGACAUUGCAGUCCUUACAUUGGUGAUCAGUGAGAAGAAUGAUCCUUACAUUGGUGAUCAGUGGGAAGAAUGAUCCUUACAUUGGUGAUCAGUGAGAAGAAUGCUCCUUACAUUGGUGGUAAGUGGGAAGAAUGAUCCUUACAUUGGUGAUCAGUGGGAAGAAUGUUCCUUACAUUGGGGGUCAGUGGGAAGAAUGAUCCUUACAUUGG
Messenger RNA from Staurois parvus, 456 nucleotides. The record is from the annotation of a GenBank genome assembly. Lineage: Eukaryota; Metazoa; Chordata; Amphibia; Anura; Ranidae.